Molecule: messenger RNA, 828 nt
Organism: Alternaria rosae
Lineage: Eukaryota; Fungi; Ascomycota; Dothideomycetes; Pleosporales; Pleosporaceae
Product: H/ACA ribonucleoprotein-like protein complex subunit 3
Exons: 3
Coding region: 137-343 (68 amino acids)
Biological process (GO): rRNA pseudouridine synthesis; snRNA pseudouridine synthesis; ribosome biogenesis
Cellular component (GO): box H/ACA snoRNP complex; box H/ACA telomerase RNP complex
Molecular function (GO): box H/ACA snoRNA binding; telomerase RNA binding
Source: RefSeq, a predicted model, not a curated record
CCGCCGACUGGAAUUUCGAGCUCGAGAUUAUCGCGACAUCCUUACGCGACACUACCCACCUUGCAUCCCCUAUCGCAUUCGCUCAGCUGCAAUCUAUCUUCUACCGUAAAUCUUAGGAAUACUCAAUACCGAAAUCAUGCAUCUCAUGUACAUCCCCGACCCGGCGAACCCGACCAAGCGCAUCUACACGCUGAAAAAGGUCAUCGACGGCGAAGUCAGCAAGAGCGCGCACCCGGCCCGUUUCUCGCCCGACGACAAGUACAGCAGGCACAGGGUUACGAUUAAGAAGCGCUAUGGACUGCUUUUGACACAGCAGAAGAACAAGGUCGCUGAGAAGGCUUAAGCGCGCAACAACGGUCACGGACAGUACGCAAGGGGGAGACGGUGAUGGAGAUAUCAACACGAUGUAGAGGGAGAGAAGGCAAUGUUCCGAGGCGAAAGAUGGAGGACGUGGAGGCAUGACAAGGGCGUUCAACGGCGUAUUGGCGAAAGAAAAGUCUCUAGACGCGCGCCGAUUCACUUUAUGGCGGUACGAAGCGCCGAGAUGCCUUCUUCAGUGGGCAAAUGGCAGGGUUUUUGAAUGAGAUGGUUAUUUCCAUGUUGCAAGUCUGACUAUGCAUAUGUGCUGAUGUAGAGAUCUGUGAGAUGAUAUCGCAAAGUCGUCAGCGAGCUGACAUGAUUGAUGGGAGGUGUUCUCCGCUCAAAGAUAAUGUCAUGUCAACCUAGGUACAACUGAACACCGUAGAGUCUACAUCGACGUUAGGUUACCUACUUUGCAAGAUGUUAUCUUAAUGUGGUCUCUAGACCUCUUUAGUCUUUUUCUUGUAU